UUCAAAAGCAAGAAACAAGGGGAGAGAGAGGGGGGGAAUUAGGGUUUUUUGCAGGCUGUAAGGCGAUCCAUUUUGUGAGAGAGAGAGAAGCCAUGGGGAGCUCCUUCAAAACCAGCUGUUUUGGAGUUGGAGCUCCUUUUAAUGGCGUUUUUCUCGCUCUAGGGCUGGUUUCAAUGACCCUCUGUUUUAGCGGGGCUUUCUCUGAGUUGACGAAAUUUCAACAAGGUGCGAAACCAGAUGGAUCGCUAGACCUGCUCGUAGUUGGGGAUUGGGGCCGAAAAGGAACUUAUAACCAGUCUAAGGUGGCUGAACAGAUGGGGAGAAUCGGCAAUGAAAUGGGCAUAGACUUUGUGAUUUCAACGGGUGACAAUUUCUAUGAUAACGGUUUAACAGGCGUUGAUGACCCCGCCUUUGAACAGUCUUUCACAAGCAUCUACACUGCUCAGAGCCUUCAAAAACCCUGGUACACUGUGUUGGGUAACCAUGAUUACAGAGGAGAUGUCUUGGCUCAGCUGAGCCCCGUUCUCAGGAAGCUCAACUCCAGGUGGCUUUGCAUGAGGUCCUUUAUCGUAGAAACAGAGACCGCCGAUUUCUUUUUCGUGGACACAAACCCAUUCGUGGAUGAAUACUGGGCCAUCCCCAACGAGCACUCUUACGAUUGGAGAGGCGUUAUUCCAAGACACCGAUAUAUCGAAACCCUCCUAAAGCAUGUCGACGUCGCACUACGUGAGUCGUCAGCCAAGUGGAAGAUCGUGGUUGGGCAUCACCCGAUAAGGAGCGUAGGCCACCACGGUAACACCGUGGAGCUUGACCAGCUCCUCCUCCCAAUCCUCGAGGCUAACCACGUCGAUCUCUACGUCAACGGCCAUGACCAUUGUCUCGAGCACAUCAGCGGCAUUACGAGCCCUAUCCAAUUCCUGACUAGUGGAGGGGGUUCAAAGGCUUGGAGAGGUAUUGAUGAUAGUGCAAACAAGGACGGUCUCCGAUUUUACUACGAUGGGCAAGGGUUCAUGUCCCUCAGCCUCACACCAGACAGGUGUGAAUUCGUCUUUUAUGACCUCAAUGGCCAAGUCCUCCACAAAUGGGAAAUUUCGAAAGAGCUCCACUUUGCCAACUAAACCACCUCCUCUUCCUUGGCCCUGAUCUUCUCCCUCCUUUUUAACGCUUCUGUAAAAUAUAUUGGUGUAGGUAAAUGGUUAGUUAGCUGAUGUUGUUUUACGAAAUUCAAGUGGGGAAAAAAGAAAAAACACAAUUUACCCUUCUAUAAUAGGGAAUGAUUGCCCUUGUAACAUAUAUUUGCAGUUAAUUGAACUAAAGUCCUUGAUUUUCUCUUGGAA
This is a messenger RNA of Amborella trichopoda, 1337 nucleotides long. Its product is annotated as purple acid phosphatase 4. Gene Ontology annotation, molecular function: acid phosphatase activity. NCBI's taxonomy places the organism in Eukaryota, Viridiplantae, Streptophyta, Magnoliopsida, Amborellales, Amborellaceae. The record is from RefSeq and is a predicted model, not a curated record.